UCACCGUUCUCCAGCCUUCCGAGCCAUUCGUGCGGUCGGCCGGCUGGCCGGGACUGAACGCUGCGUGGUCGGCUUUGCGGGAUCCUCGCCGGCUCUCCCUGCCUGUAAGUGAGGACUGAAGCUCCGGGGGACACCGGACGACAGCUACUAAGGUCCUGCCACAGUGAGAGGAUGGCGGCUACAGGAACUGAAGCCAAGGACCUCGAAAACCAUCACAAUGACUGCUUCGUUCACCUUUCAAAUCCAAACAUCGCAACAAUGAAGGAAGACGUUCUCUACCAUUUCAACCUCAGCACUAGCACACAUGAUUUCCCUGCUAUGUUUGGAGAUGUGAAGUUCGUGUGUGUGGGUGGAAGCCCUUCCCGGAUGAGUACCUUCAUCAGGUAUGUGGCUGCCGAGCUGGGCCUUGACCAUCCAGGGAAAGAGUAUCCCAACAUCUGUGCAGGCACUGACCGCUACGCCAUGUAUAAAGUCGGACCUGUGCUGUCUGUGAGCCAUGGCAUGGGCAUUCCUUCCAUCGGGAUCAUGUUGCAUGAGCUCAUCAAGUUGCUGUACCACGCCAGAUGCUCCAACAUCACCAUCAUCCGCAUCGGCACUUCAGGCGGGAUAGGUCUGGAGCCUGGCUCUGUAGUCAUCACGCAGCAGGCAGUGGAUGAGUGCUUCAAGCCGGAGUUUGAGCAGAUUGUCCUGGGGAAGCGGGUGGUCCGCAGCACCAACCUGGACGCACGGCUGGUGCAGGAACUGCUGCAGUGCUCCUCGGACCUGAAUGAGUUCCCCACGGUUGUGGGCAACACCAUGUGCACCCUGGACUUCUAUGAGGGGCAAGGCCGUCUGGAUGGUGCCCUCUGCUCCUACACAGAGAAGGACAAGCAGGCCUAUCUGCAGGCAGCCCAUGCUGCAGGUGUCCGAAACAUCGAGAUGGAGUCUUCGUUGUUUGCCACCAUGUGCAGUGCCUGUGGCCUGAGAGCGGCUGUGGUAUGUGUCACCCUCCUGGACCGACUGCAAGGGGACCAGAUCAACACCCCCCAUGACGUGCUGCUAGAAUACCAGCAGAGACCUCAGCGGCUGGUGGGCCACUUCAUCAAGAAGAGCCUGGGGAGGACCUGAGGCUCUUGUCCUUGGCACUCAGGACAAGCCUCUGCAGCUACUGGCCAAUAAAUCUAUUUUUCAUAUCCCAUUGUGUGGCUUGGUGUCUGCUUUAUACAAGAACGCAUGGGCUGGGC
This is a messenger RNA of Peromyscus eremicus (cactus mouse), 1223 nucleotides long. RefSeq names its product uridine phosphorylase 1 (gene Upp1). NCBI's taxonomy places the organism in Eukaryota, Metazoa, Chordata, Mammalia, Rodentia, Cricetidae. The coding region runs from base 172 to 1107 and encodes 311 amino acids. Gene Ontology annotation, biological process: nucleotide catabolic process; uridine catabolic process. The record is from RefSeq and is a predicted model, not a curated record. Gene Ontology annotation, cellular component: cytoplasm; cytosol. The transcript has 8 exons. Gene Ontology annotation, molecular function: uridine phosphorylase activity.